CCCUUUUCAGUUACGAGUAUAAAUCACCUCCCCUACCCUUCUUCACUACGUUCCAGUGUCUCUCCUCUUCCUUUCUUUGUAUAUAAUCUGUAUCAGUAAACAGAUUCAAAUCAAAAUACCAAAAAAAAACAUAGAAAUUCAGCUUACCUCAAAUUUCCAGAUUCAAAUCCCCAAAAAAUGUUUAGAAAUGGUGCUGAUAAGACUAACAGUACUCAGAUGAACCGCAAGGAAGUGGAUCGGAUAAAAGGCCCAUGGAGUGCAGAGGAAGAUGAGGCCUUAACAAUUCUGGUCCAAAAGCACGGCCCAAGAAACUGGUCUCUUAUAAGCAAAUCAAUUCCGGGCCGAUCCGGUAAAUCUUGCCGGUUACGGUGGUGCAACCAGCUUUCACCGCAGGUUGAACACCGGGCUUUUACUUCUGAGGAAGAUGAUACCAUUAUCCAGGCCCACGCUAAGUUUGGGAAUAAAUGGGCCACCAUUGCAAGGUUGCUUAGUGGCCGAACCGAUAAUGCUAUUAAGAAUCACUGGAAUUCUACCUUGAAGCGGAAAUGUUCCGCUAUGGUUUGUCCUGCUCCCGAAGAUUUCUCUGGAGAUUUUCCUCAUCCGCCGCCAUUAAAACGUGCUAUGAGCGAUGGCGCUGAUGUAGUUUUGAAAAAUGUUUCUGGUUUAAGUUUGAAUAAUAAUAAUAAUAAUAAUAACAAUCCAGGUAGUCCAGGUUCUUCCGAUGCAAGCGAUUCUGGUUCAUAUAUUUUCCGGCCGGUUGCCACUCCCGGAUCGGUUAAUAUUGGAUCGGCACCGGUUUUUCCACCGAUGACGGAUCUAAGUUUAUCGCUACCAGGAUCGGAUUCUUGUGAAGUUGCAAAUUCGGAUCCUGAACCUAAUACGACGAUGGUUGGAUCAGAGAUUCAGGCUUCUCAGUUUAGUCAAGAGUUUUUGGCAGUGAUGCAGGAUAUGAUUCGGAAAGAGGUGAGAACAUAUAUGCAAGGAUUAGAGAUGACUAAUAAUGGAAUUGGAGCAUUCAACAAUGGCGGAUUUUGUUCGCAAGCUGCGGAUGGAGUUAUGAGAGCUACAAUGAGUAGGAUUGGAAUCGGAAAGAUAGAGUAAUAAAAAGAUAAAUUCAACAAAAUUUUGAAUUUUGAAGACGACGAUCUUUCUGGAUAUCUGUUCUUAGAUGAUGAUGAUGAUGAUGAUGAUUCUGAUGUAGAAAAUAAAUUCGAUUAUGGUGUACAGAGGGGAUGAUGAAUGAUUAUCAUGAUGAAAAAAAGAAAGAUCGAGAACAAAACUUGAGUUUUGGCUCAAAAAGUUUCAAAAACAAAACUAAAACCAUGUUAAAAAAAAAUGAAAAUCAAAAUAAAAUUUACAUUUUCAUGUUUAUUAUUUUGUUAAAUUAAUUAUAAUUUUAUGUUUAGGUUUAAAUUUGAUUAAAUAAAAAUAAAAAUGUAACAAAAAUGGGUCUAUAAAUGUUGAAGAGAUUAGUGGAAAAAUGAAAUUAGAUUCGUAGGUAAUUGAUUAGAAUAAUUAUUAUGAAUAUAGAAAUCAAAGGGCAAUCAAUGAUUUUGGAUUUUUUGUUAGUUUUUACCGACUUAAAGUAAUUGAUGGUUGUUUUCCAGCUGGUUACAUUCAAUCCCAAUUUUUACAUCACUUUUUUUUUUUUUAAAUAGUCUGUUUUACUAAUUUUAAUUUUUUUAUUUCGAUUUCACACUUAUACUUCAAUCUCAUUCACAAUAAAGCAUAAAUAAUACUCCCUCCUAUUCAGGAGAAGUGUCCCAUUUGACUUUUCAUGAAUUUUAAGAAAAGUCAAAAUGGGACCCUAAGGGAGGAGAGAGAGUAGUAUUAUGGGUUUUUAAUUGUAAAGAUUAAGGAAUUAAUGAUUCCCACCAAUUUAGCCCAAUUUAAAAGUUGAUUUU
Messenger RNA from Amaranthus tricolor (Joseph's coat), 1904 nucleotides. RefSeq names its product transcription factor MYB73-like. The coding region runs from base 178 to 1101 and encodes 307 amino acids. The record is from RefSeq and is a predicted model, not a curated record. Gene Ontology annotation, molecular function: RNA polymerase II cis-regulatory region sequence-specific DNA binding; DNA-binding transcription factor activity, RNA polymerase II-specific. The transcript has a single exon. Gene Ontology annotation, cellular component: nucleus. Gene Ontology annotation, biological process: regulation of DNA-templated transcription. Lineage: Eukaryota; Viridiplantae; Streptophyta; Magnoliopsida; Caryophyllales; Amaranthaceae.